AUGCACAAUAAAUUCUCUCUCAAGUCGAGCCUUAAGCAGCUGAACCAACAAGCAAAAGAAACGCAAGUACGCAACUUACGCAAGAAAUCUCGUGAGGACAAAAUCGUCAUUUCCCGUCUCAUCACUUUCCUCACUCUGUUAUCUUUCAGUCGAUACCCAGUUCAAGACACAUUUGAAUUUCCAAAUUCAUACGGAUCACUCUUUGUGAGCAGCCAUGGACAAGAGAAUUCCGGUGAGGAAGCCUCACACUUCGACGUCAGAUCUGCUUACUUGGUCAGAGAAUCCGCCGGAAUCUUCCCCCGCUACCGUCCCCUCCGCCCGCUCUCACCAGUUUUGAGUUUUGGAAAUUAUAUUGAAUCACAGCCGUCGGAUGGGAUCAGCAAAGUUGUUUUUGGAGGUCAGGUUACUGAUGAAGAAGUUGAGAGCUUGAAUAAAAGGAAACCAUGCUCUGGCUAUAAAAUGAAGGAAAUGAGUGGUAGUGGUAUUUUUAAACCAAAAGAAGAAAAUGGAGCAUCAGAGACUGAGGACGAGAGCCAAACGCCAACAAACAAAACAGGGCUGCGAAUGUACCAGCAAGCAUUGGCCGGUGUGAGUCAUAUCUCAUUCGGCGAAGAAGAAACUGUCUCUCUCAAGAAACCUACCACUCUUCCGGAAGUCGCAAAACAGCGGGAGCUGAGUGGGAAUCUGGAAAGCGAAUCGGAAGCAAAGUUGAAGAAACAAAUUUCAGAUGCCAAAAACAAGGAGCUCAGUGGCAACGAUAUAUUUGCUCCACCCCCUGAAAUUCAACCUCGCCCUUUGUCUGCUCGGGCAUUGGCUUUAAGAGAAAGCAUCACAUUUGGGGAACCCACAUCUCACAAUGGUACGGAUGGGCAGGCCAACAGUGGCUUAAGUGAGCCAUCGGUGAUGAAGACAUCCAAGAAAAUUCCUGAUCAGAAAUUUUCCGAGCUUACGGGGAACAACAUUUUUAAGGGAGAAGACGGGCCCACUGCAUCUGCUGAGAAGGCUCUGAGUUCGGCCAAGCUUCGGGAGAUGAGCGGAAGCAAUAUAUUUGCGGAUGGGAAGUCGGAGUCUCGGGACUACUUUGGAGGGGUCCGCAAGCCACCGGGUGGGGAGAGCAGCAUUGCCUUGCUGUGACUUGUGUUCAUUAGGUCUGACUUAAAUUAAAUAAUAAGACUUCUACAUGAUGCUUUGUUAAUUGUGACAGCAGAUUUGGAUUCAGUUACAUGUUGUCUGGUGUGGGUGUGCCUUUAUUUAUUUAGGUUUGAUUAACAAUUUUUUUUUUUUUUUUAUGUUAUGUAGAGUUGGCUAAAUGAAUUAGGCCUCUCUCAGUUCUUGUUGUUCCCAGGAUUGUUUUCUUUACCCAUGAUGGCUUGAACGAUGGCCAAUAUCUUUAUUUUAUCUUUCUUUACCUCCCAUUGUUUCCUUUGUUAUUAUUAAUCCUUUUGGGUGUGUGUGUGUGCUGGUAAGAGUUUAUUUUGGGUGUUGACAAGGACAAAAGAUGCUUCUUUCUUUUCAAGGGAAGACGCAGAUUUUACUCUGAAG
Striga asiatica is the source of this 1542-nucleotide messenger RNA. The record is from the annotation of a GenBank genome assembly. NCBI's taxonomy places the organism in Eukaryota, Viridiplantae, Streptophyta, Magnoliopsida, Lamiales, Orobanchaceae.